Messenger RNA from Paramecium pentaurelia, 8803 nucleotides. Lineage: Eukaryota; Ciliophora; Oligohymenophorea; Peniculida; Parameciidae. The record is from the annotation of a GenBank genome assembly.
AUGAAAUAUGCUUUAUAAAAAGAUAUCAAAAACUAAGAAGAUGAUUUACCUAAUAUAGAUAAUAGUGAGAAAAAAUAUAAAUAUAUUGAAAGGUAUUUAAAUAAAAAAAAAUCUGAUUCAUAAGAUAAAAUAUUUUUAUUUGUUAUUCAUAGAAUUUGCUAUUUUGUUGAAGAAAUAGAAAAUAUUCUAGGUAAAGAUAAAUAUUAAGAGUUUAAUAAACGAAUGGUUAAUCAUAUAAAAAAUUUUUAAUAAAAGAAAUAAUAUCCUAUUUUAACAUAUUUGAAAGAUAAGUCCAAAUUUUUGGAGUUUUGGAAAAUCAUACAUUCAUUAAAAUUUUAUAAAUAUGAAAAUUCACAAUAAUCCAAUUAAAUUUCAUAACUUAUUAUAAAUCUUCUUUGGAUUAAUAAUCAAAAUGAUGGCUUUUUCAAUAUAUUAAAUAUCAUAACUCCUCCCAAAAAAAAAUUAUUUUUAUAAGCUGUAGAGUUGAUAGAGGAUGAAAUUAAUUAACAAAUUACUGAUUAUAAUGAUAUGAAUAUCUUAAAAAUGAAUUUUCUGAGAAUAAUCUAUGCCCAAUAUCCUGAAGAAGAAAGUAAUUACUUCUUGUUAAGAAAUUUAAUUACAAAUUAUGGCAGUCUUUUAAGGGCAUCAAUGAUUUUAUAAGCUAGUAAGUUUUUAAAUAAUAAAUUAAACGAGAAAUCUAUAUAAUUUUUUGCUAAAUUUGGCAUAAAAUUCAUUGUAGUACAUAAAAUAUUUCCAAAUCAAACUCUUUCAAAAUUAGCUUAAGACAUACUAAAUUACAUGAGUUCCAAUAUUUAACUAAACACUUAUGAAUGUCUAAUAAUUUUGAAAUCUAUAUUUGCUAUAAAAUAGGUAGAUCUAUCUGAGGAUUUGCAAUUUAUUAGUAUUCUUAUAGAGAAUUUCUGUACAAAAUUGUUAGGAUAUUUAAUCAUUAUCAAUAAUAACAAGUAUAUUUCACUUACUUAAGUAAAAUGGACAAUUUAUGCCAUAUUUAAUCUUUUCUAAAAAAUAGCCUAACCUUAAUUUUUAUUAGUUGAAAAAUGCAUAGUUAAACUUUUUAAAGAUAAAUCUUAUAAUUUCCCUUUUGUUUUUAAUUGUUUAAGAAAUAAAAUUAGUUUUGAAAAGAUAAUUNAAUAAUGCUAAUUUGAUCAUAUUAUAUCAUAUAUAAAAAAUAUAGAAAAUGUAAAUGAUCAACAAAAUGACUUAUAUUUACUAAUUGUUUUUUAUUAUUGGAAAAAGUAUUGUAUGAAAUAUGCUUUAUAAAAAGAUAUCAAAAACUAAGAAGAUGAUUUACCUAAUAUAGAUAAUAGUGAGAAAAAAUAUAAAUAUAUUGAAAGGUAUUUAAAUAAAAAAAAAUCUGAUUCAUAAGAUAAAAUAUUUUUAUUUGUUAUUCAUAGAAUUUGCUAUUUUGUUGAAGAAAUAGAAAAUAUUCUAGGUAAAGAUAAAUAUUAAGAGUUUAAUAAACGAAUGGUUAAUCAUAUAAAAAAUUUUUAAUAAAAGAAAUAAUAUCCUAUUUUAACAUAUUUGAAAGAUAAGUCCAAAUUUUUGGAGUUUUGGAAAAUCAUACAUUCAUUAAAAUUUUAUAAAUAUGAAAAUUCACAAUAAUCCAAUUAAAUUUCAUAACUUAUUAUAAAUCUUCUUUGGAUUAAUAAUCAAAAUGAUGGCUUUUUCAAUAUAUUAAAUAUCAUAACUCCUCCCAAAAAAAAAUUAUUUUUAUAAGCUGUAGAGUUGAUAGAGGAUGAAAUUAAUUAACAAAUUACUGAUUAUAAUGAUAUGAAUAUCUUAAAAAUGAAUUUUCUGAGAAUAAUCUAUGCCCAAUAUCCUGAAGAAGAAAGUAAUUACUUCUUGUUAAGAAAUUUAAUUACAAAUUAUGGCAGUCUUUUAAGGGCAUCAAUGAUUUUAUAAGCUAGUAAGUUUUUAAAUAAUAAAUUAAACGAGAAAUCUAUAUAAUUUUUUGCUAAAUUUGGCAUAAAAUUCAUUGUAGUACAUAAAAUAUUUCCAAAUCAAACUCUUUCAAAAUUAGCUUAAGACAUACUAAAUUACAUGAGUUCCAAUAUUUAACUAAACACUUAUGAAUGUCUAAUAAUUUUGAAAUCUAUAUUUGCUAUAAAAUAGGUAGAUCUAUCUGAGGAUUUGCAAUUUAUUAGUAUUCUUAUAGAGAAUUUCUGUACAAAAUUGUUAGGAUAUUUAAUCAUUAUCAAUAAUAACAAGUAUAUUUCACUUACUUAAGUAAAAUGGACAAUUUAUGCCAUAUUUAAUCUUUUCUAAAAAAUAGCCUAACCUUAAUUUUUAUUAGUUGAAAAAUGCAUAGUUAAACUUUUUAAAGAUAAAUCUUAUAAUUUCCCUUUUGUUUUUAAUUGUUUAAGAAAUAAAAUUAGUUUUGAAAAGAUAAUUAAAAUUGUUUAAUUAUAAUUUUAUUUAUAUUAGGAUUAAUAGAAUAACAUGUCUGAGUUAAGUUAAUAAUUAUUUGAUUAGGAUGAAUAAUUAUAUGAAUAAUGGUUUAAAAUAACAAAACCUGAUUAAGUGUUGCAUUCAAUCGAAUAUUUAAAAGUCAAAAAAAGUCAAUCAUAUUAUCCAAAAUAAAUGGAUAUUCCUUUAGAGGAUUUCAAUUUAUCAUUAUCUGAAUAUAAUGAAUAAGAAUAAAAAUAAAUUCUUAUUAAUUGGAUUUAAGAUAUGACAAACACAUAAAAAUUUAAGUAAAUAAUUCCUUUAUUUUUCAAUAUAAUAAAAAGAGGAGAAUCACAUAAAGAUAUAUUAAUUUAUGCUAAUUAAAUUUUAUAAGAAAAUAAGUAAAUAGCAGCUGGAAUAGGAUGUUUUAAUUUAAAAUCUUUAUUUUAAAUAUUUUUCAAUAAUGCUAAUGAUGAAUUAAGAGUGGUUCUUAUGAAAUUUUAUUCAAAAGAACAUCCAAUUCCAUUUUUAUAUUAAAAUCCAAUUUUAGAUAAUCUCAAGUCAAGAGCUGAUAUCUUGAUGUUAAAUAGCAAUUUAUUUUAUUUUAUUGAGUAAGGUUAUACAAUUAUUAAUUUGUCUUUAAGUUAGAAACAAAAGAAAAUAGGUAAAACAGAACUCAUCAACUAAAUCUUUUAUGAAAGAGAUAAAUUUGAAACUAGUGACACAUGUUUAAUGAAUUCCAAUACAAUUGAUAUAAUGUUUGAUUUUGAAUUCAAUAAUUCAAGAAAUUUUAUUGUGGCUGAUGUUCAUGGAACUAUCAUUUUUGAAACAUUAAUUAAAAUACUUCCAUUUUUUAAAUUUUGGAUUGUUUAAAUGGAUUCUUAGGAAGAAUUAUAAGAAAAUUUAGAUUAAAUUAGAAAAAUCUUUUAAGAAAUAGGUUAAUAAAUAAUAAAUUAACUUGAAAUUUGUUUUCUAGUAAGAAAUACAGAAGAAACAGAACUAAUGAAUAAACAACCAAUUACAUAUGAAAUAGAAAAUAAGAAUAUUAAAAUUGUUUAUAUUCACAAUUUAAUUGCAAACUCAAUUGACAAAUAAUUUAAAAUAAGUUAAAUUUAAAAUGUAUCAAAGUUCUUGUUUGAUAUACUUUAGGAUCAUUAACAAAGGCUUGAAUAAAGAAAUCGAUAACCAGAAAAUUUAUAAAACUAAUUCCUACUAUUACUAAAAUCUAUGAAUUCCUUAUAUUCUAAUAAUAUUGAUUAUAUAAUCCAACAUUAAAGUUUAGUUAAUAAAAUGGAAGGCAAACUAAAUCAAAUAGUUAAUGAAGAGUAUGGAUUUUAUUCAGAGAAUGCAUUUCCUAUUAGACGUAUUUAAUGGAGUAUUAAAAAACUUCGUAAUCAAAAUUAUGAAUUAUGUAUGAAACCUAAUGAAAAUAAAUAAGAUAUUGAGAAGAAUAAACAAUAAAUGUAAAACUUAGAAAAAUAAAUAUAAAAAUAAAAUCCAACUGAAUUGUUGAAACUUUUCUGUGAAAUUUUUAGAUAAAAACACUAUUAUAUUAUUUAUCUUUGGAUUGUAGAUAAAAUAAGGCAAUUUAAUGAAAAAAAUUUAAUAGAUUUAUAGCAAAAAGAUUAUGAAUUAAAUGAAUAGUUUAAUAAAUUAAAAUAAGAAAAACAUAAAAUAAAAUAGAUAUAUCUCAAUGAUUUACAAAAAUUAUGUGAAAACGAAAGAAAUAAAAAAAUUAAAAAUGAAAUGUCUAAAUUAAAAGAAUUAAUGGUUAACAAUGCGUAGAAAAUUUCUCAAAUAAAUGUCGGUGUUGAGUUAUUUUGGAGAGAAUUAAUUAGCUUAAGAAAAUCAAAUUAUUGUGAGCUAGAAUUUGAUUCAGUUGAAACCAUCUCUUAAUUGAUUAGAAAAGGAGAAUCAUUAGAAUUUCUAGAUGGAGACACUUUAUCAAUUAACACUGAAUUUUUAUUUGACUUAGAAAAUAAAAUAACAUAAAAUAAACAAUAAAAAAUCUUAGUAAUAAGUAUAUUAGGUCCUUAAAGUUCAGGUAAAUCAACUAUCUUAAACAAAAUUUUUGGAUGCCAUUUUUGGGCUAGUGUAGGAAGAUGUACAAAAGGAAUUCAUUUAUAAAUAUUGCAAGUGUAAAAUAAGUCAUUAUUUUAAAAUUUAUUUGAUUAAAUACUCAUUCUAGAUACAGAAGGUUUAUAAAAUCCAAAUUAAAUUGAUUCUGAAUUUGACAAAAAGAUUGCAUUAUUUGUGCUUUCAAUUAGUGAUAUUAUUAUGAUAAAUGUAAAAGGAGAAAUAAAUUAAUAAUUUAAAAGUUUGGUUGAAAUGUGUAUAUUUACUUUGGGACAUUUUAAAAAUGGAUUUUCAAUGUUUAAAUAAUUAAGUUGGUUUUUCAAUUAAAAUGAUAAUUACAAAAAUGUCUAACCAUUUAAAUAAUAAAUUAAAGACCUUGCAUAAAAUUUAAAUUUAUAAUGGAAUGAAAAAUAUUUUGAAUAAUAAGAAGAAUAAAUUGAUUACGCAGAGAUUUUAGAUAUUAAAGAUAACAUUUCUGGUUUAGGGUUUGCUUCUGAUUAGAAAGAUUGGGGUAAGAAUGGUUGGAAUCAAUCUGUAAAUAAUCAUACAUUUUCUCGAGAAGCAUACAAAUAGGGAAUCAAUAUGAUAAAACAAUUUAUAAUAAAACUUUAAGAUUAAAAUGACCCAUUAUGCAAUUUUAAUAAUUUUCUGUAAAAUGUUCGAAGAAAUUGGCAAAGUAUAGAAAAGUUGCCAGAUUUAUUAGAGUUUAGUGAAUUGAUUUAGCAUUAAUAAAACUUAUUAAUGGAAAAAUAUUUUGAUGAUCUUUGGCAAAGGUAAGAAAUAACUUAAGUAAAUGAAAGGUUAACAAAUGACACUAAUUUGUAGAUAUAAAAUUAAAGAUAGAUCUCCUUUGAAGUUUACAAAGAAAUAGAAUUAUAAAAAGAAAAUGAUAUUGAAUCAGCAUUUACAUAAAUCAAAACGUAAAUUAUAGAAUAAAUGAAUUAAUUUAAAAGCGAGAAUAAAAUUCAGAAAAAAAUAAUGUCAAAAUAUUUUAAAAAGCUAGAAAAUUUAAUUAAAAAUGAGUAAAUAAAUUGCUAAUAAAAUAUCAUUUAUUUAAUUAAAAAUUAUGAAGGAGAAUAUUAAAAGAAAAAAGGUUAUGUAUAAAUUGAUAAUUUUAUUUAAAAUGUUUUAAACGACGAAUUUUUGAAAAAGAAAUUUUAAGGACAUGAUUAAUUAAUUGAAUAAGAAUUUAAAGUAUAAUGGAAAUAAUAUAUAAAUGAAACUAAUAGCGCAUCAGAAUAAUAAUAUUGUGAAAUGGUAUAGGCCUAAUACAAAGCUAUUAAAUCUAUUUCUAAUCUAUAUAUUUUAAAUACAAAAAAUGAACCAGAUUUUUUCUUAUACUUUAGGGAUGAAAUAAUCAAAUAAAAUCCUUAUUCCUCUUCAAACGAAGAAUAGGAAAAGAUAUAUUAACUAUUUAUGAAAGAAUUCUAAUAAACUGAACAAUUCAUAUGCAUAGAGAACAACAAAUAGAAUUUAGCUUAUCUUGAUAUUUUCCAUUAAACAAUUUAAGAGAAAUUAGAAAAAUCUAAAGAUUAAUUAUUAGAUAUGAAAUCAUUUUACUCUUAAGAGAUCAACUAUUAAGUUGUUGCAAAAAUUGAAAUUUAAUACUAUUUAAAUUAACAAUUUGAAUAAGAUUUUCAAUUGUUUUUAAAAAAGUAUGAAAAUUAAAAUAAUUCAAGUUAUUCAUUUUUUAAUUUUAUAUCUAUUUUAGACUAUUUGCAAAUUUCAUAUGAUAAGAAGUUAAAAGAAUAAUUAGAUAAUGUUGUAAAUAAUCCUUCUCUUUGGGAUAAUAUUUAACAAUUUUUUACUAGUAAAAAGACUUAGGCUUAUGAAGCCUUUUAGGAAUUGAAAAAAUCACUUAAAACCUAAUAGCAUUAUAACAAAGAAAUUGACUUGACUGGCUCCACAUUUGGUUAAACUUUUAAGAAUACUUAUUCUAGUUUAAAAAUUACCUAAAAAACAGAUCAAACAUGGUAUAAUAAUUAACAAUUUAAAAAAGAACUUUUAUAUAAAAACAUUAUAAUUGGUACACAAAUUGAAAUUUAACCAAGUUAAACUAGCUAUUAAGAAUCUUUUCAAUAUAUAAAGUCUCCUUAAGCUCAUAAACCUUAUUUUUUCAGAACAAACUUUCCAAAAUAAUUGAAUGCAAUUAUGAUUGAAUAAAAUGGUUGGAAUAAACUUUAUAAUGAACUUUACAAUUUAAUAAAACAAGAAAUUAGUAAUUCGAAAUUAAAAAUAGAAUAUUAAGGAUCUAAUCAAAUUGAAUGUUUAAAUAAAAAUAACGAGGAUGAAAAUAUUUAAUCUUUUAGUUCUUAUUUAAUCACAGGUAUAAUGUAAAAGAUUGAAAACAAUAUAAAAGUAAAAUAUAAUAAUUAAUUUGCUUAAUAUGGUGUGAUUUUAACUGAUGUUGGAGAAAGAUGUAUAUAUUAUUAUUCUAUGUUAAUUAUUUGGAGAUUCAUUUGUUUUUAACGGUGGAAUUCAAAAAAUAUUUAAUAAAAACAUUAGAAUAAUUAUUAAAAUGAAUUAAAUAGAUGUAUUGCUGAAAUUAAUUAAGAUAAUGAAAAGUAAAGUCGUAUUAGAGCGACAGAAUUCGUGAAAAAAUUAUAAAUUAAUUUAAAAAAUUAAUUUUUGGAAAGAACUAAGAAAGAAGUAUUAAAAAAAAUGAGUUAAAUAAGUAUGUCAAAUGUUGAACUUAUAGCAAAAUUAGACCACGAAUUUUUAAUUGAUGUCAAUGAAAAAACAUUUCAAGAUUUGUAGUUUUAACAAUAAAUACUAUCUUAUACGAUUGAUCAUAAAUAAUAUAUUAAUAAUUACACUUAAGAUAUGUUAACAUAAUAAUAACUUGGAUUAUUAAAUGAAUAUUCCAAUAAAUAUAGAAAAGAAUUAAAUCUAUAUUUAAAGAGUAUAUAAGAAAAUGCAACAAUUUUAUUUAAAUAUAUUUAGAAUUAAAAAAAGGAAGUAAAGACAAUUAAAUAUUUUAAUGAAGAUUAUUAAAAAGACAACAUAAUUUAUGAAAACUAACUCUUCAGAUUCCUUAUGUAAUGUCUUCUUUGUAGAUUUGAAGAUUAAAUAGAUAUAAUCAAAUAAUAAUAUAAAGAGAUAUUCUAAGUUAGCAAUUACAAUCCUGUAAAGAGUUAAUUUACCUUAAGUUGGUCAUUAUGUAAUUCAUAAGAUUAAUAAGUUUAUAAUCUGAAAACUUUUGUUGAAACAUUAAUUUAAUAAAUAGAGCUAAUAUUAACAAAUAUAGAAUAAAUUAAAUUUACAUCAAGUGAAUACUAACUUGAUGUUGAAUUUGGUAAAUUAAAAUUGUAAAUGAAUGGUUGUGAAUAUACAUGUCCAUGUUGUAAAAGAAAAUGCGAUUAAGAUAAUAAUGAUAAUAGUCAUACUCAUUAAUGUUAAAAUGGACAUUAAAUUAGAGGUAAUAUUAUGGUAAUAUAUUUAGGUAUUAACGGUAUUUUGAUUUCAAAAAAUAGUCCAUCAUUGUUCACUUGUGAAGAAAUCCUUGAUGAAUGCAUUAUUAAGACACUUGAAACUAAUCUAUAGAAAACUUGGAAAGAAGUUAAAAAAACCCAUCAAACUUGGAAUUUCUAAACUUUUAAUGAUGAACUAAUUGUUUAAAAUAAAGAAAAAUGGAAAAAUGCUUGGAAUAGAGGUUUAGGAAAAUUAAUUUGUUAACAUUUAGAAAAAUAAUUGAAUCACGAAGUCAUAUUCUCAUAAAAAUCAGAAAUAGAAACUUAAGUUUCUAACAUUCAUUAUAUUCUCAUUCUUGAUGAUUCAGGUUCAAUGAAAGGAGAUUAGUGGAUUAAAGCAAAGGAUGGAGCUUUACAUUGUAUAAAAUAAUUAGAUAAUACCGAUUGUGCAAAAGUUAGUGUUAUAAUCUUCAAUUAAGAUGCAAGAAUUGUGGUAGAAUGUUAAAAACCAAAUUAUAAAGAAAUGAUUGAAAAAAUUAAUUAUAAUGGAGGUGGUACCUGUUUUGAAAAUCCAUUUAAAUUAGUUCUAGAAUUGAUUAAAAAACAUAAAGGUUUUAAUAAGUAAGUACAUUUAAAAUAUUAGAAUUUAAAUAUUAUUUUAUACUGAUGGAGAAUCAGGUUAUCCAUAAAAUAUAGUUGAUCAAUUCUGUUAAUUACCACAGGAUAUAAGAUAACUCAUCAACCUAACAGCUUGCUCUGGAGAAAAGUCUUCACAAACAUUAGCACUCAUAAUAUAGAAAUUCUAAUAACAUAUGUAAUCAGCAUAAUUAAGAAAUUCUGUUUAGCCAAAGGAUAUUUAAAGAGUUUGGAUAGAAGUAGUAAGCAAAGCUAUUCAUUAGUAACUAGCAUGA